Messenger RNA from Tachysurus fulvidraco (yellow catfish), 1895 nucleotides. Its product is annotated as forkhead box protein M1-like. The transcript has 9 exons. Gene Ontology annotation, biological process: G2/M transition of mitotic cell cycle; regulation of DNA-templated transcription. The record is from RefSeq and is a predicted model, not a curated record. The coding region runs from base 143 to 1375 and encodes 410 amino acids. Gene Ontology annotation, molecular function: sequence-specific DNA binding; DNA-binding transcription factor activity. NCBI's taxonomy places the organism in Eukaryota, Metazoa, Chordata, Actinopteri, Siluriformes, Bagridae.
UUGUGUGUGUCAACACACUUGGCCAAUAAAUCUGAUUCUUAUUCUGAGUCUGAUUUGAUUCUGAUUCUAUAGGUUAAUAUCAGCUGCUACUGCUGUUGGUUAAGUUGAGUUAAGGUCGUGGAUUUAUGGUAUCCAGUCUGCCAUGAACAGGAUGAUGAGGAGUCCCAGGAGGCCGAUAAUCCUCACGAGGAGGAGACGGCCGUUGGAAAGAAACAAAGCCGACGAGACACAGAACAAAUCUUCUACGGCGUCUGGAGCAGAAUCCGUCUCUGCAUCUGCACAAGACGGCAUCCGAGUUGUGGACCAUCCCACUAGGCCGGAAGCACUAGUGAUCGCCACACCAGAAACCGCCGGUCUUCAGAGCGUCCUCGAUGCGCUGGAUGCCAAGAGGAAGGAAGGUGGUACUCCGGGGCCAAACAAGUUCAUUUUUGUGUUUGGAAGAUGUAGAUCUGACGAUGAAGUUAAAGCUCUGUUCCAGGCCACAUCAGAGAAUAAAAAUCUCCUCCGACCUGAAGCAGGUGCAGCUGGAAAUGACCAAACUCUACUAAACAGUGAAUUGCCAGUGACAAGUGCCAGUGACUCUGACAAAGAGAAAUUCGAUGGCUGCCCACAGCUCCAGGAGCCACAACACAGAGAGGAAGAACCGAGUGCCGUUAAGGGACCUCUGUCAGAAAGACCACCGUACUCCUACAUGGCUAUGAUCCAGUUUGCAAUCAACAGCAAGAAAAAUAAGAUGAUGACACUGAAGGAGAUCUAUAACUGGAUAGAAGACCAUUUCCCUUACUUCAGAAAUGUAGCUAAACCUGGCUGGAAGAACUCCAUUCGCCAUAACCUUUCCUCGCACGACAUGUUCAUCAGAGAGAGCACACCAGACGGCAAGAUCUCCUACUGGACCAUUAAACAUGAAGCAAACCGCUGUCUGACAUUAGACCAGGUGUACAAGACUGCCGUUGAUCCAUCGGCCUCCUCUUUCCCACAAGCCAUGCAAGUCUGUAACCAACAACAACAGAAGCGAUUUGUGGCUGAUCCUAAGAAAGCUACAGUCUGCACUACAGAGAGGAAAAUGAAGCUUUCUCUGUCCACCCCUCAGCAGACCUCCACUGUUUCCAAUCCCGUCUCCAGAUCAGGGUGCAAGAGGCUUUGCAUUGCUCCUAAGGUCUCCAAUGGUGAAUCCAGUGUGGUGGUGAUGUCUGCCCCGGUUGCUGAAGUACAGGAAGAACGUGUGUGUAUACCAUUCAGUGAACCCUGCAGCAGCGAAGAGAAAGAGAUGCUCAGACAGAGAUACAAGAGAAUCUCACGUCGGAAGCAGUGUCUAGUCCCACUUUCCAACGAGGAGCCUGUUCUGAUCUUUCCUGAAGGCACUUUCUUCGAUUAGCACAGCGUUAUGGAUUUCACCAUGAACUACAACCUAAUAUAUAUUAUCCUUGCUUUAUAUAUCUAACAGACUUUCUGAAUUUCAGUCUAUCUCCAUGCACAGUUUUUUUUAAAAAAUUUGUAAUUUUGUAAUCUCUACAACGGUGCUUGAUUCUCUAUUUUGAUGCACGGUGAGUCGGACAUGACCGCCAAGUUUCCAUGCAAAAAAAAGAAAAAAAAAAAAAAAACUGGACACAUUUCCUAUAUAAGCUGCUCAUGCUGAUUUUCACUGCCAUUGCUUUUUCCACAGAUCCAUGUAUCUCUUUUUUUCUCUUACGGAUUUUGUGAAAUUUAAGUGUAUUCAUCACUCCAAGGUGUUUAGUGAAGGAAUGUAUUGAGAAACCGAUUGGUCUGGUUUGCACAACUUAUAUGUAUGUAGAUGUAUUUUAUGAGUACAUAGAUUUAAGCAAAUCCCCAAGUAGACACUACUGCAUGCAAAGUUUUUAACAUUGAUGGAGAAACAAAUGACUUGAUGAAUUGAA